Molecule: messenger RNA, 804 nt
Organism: Sycon ciliatum
Lineage: Eukaryota; Metazoa; Porifera; Calcarea; Leucosolenida; Sycettidae
Exons: 1
Coding region: 1-804 (267 amino acids)
Source: RefSeq, a predicted model, not a curated record
AUGGGCAUCGUCGUCGGCAUCCUAGGAGAAGUUGGAGCAGAUGCAGCUCUAGAGGCAGCAGGAGAGGCGGCAGCAGAGGCCGCAGCUGAGGCAGCAGCUGAUGCUGCAGCAGAGGCCGUCGCUGAAGCUGUGGCAGAAGCCGCUGCUGAAGGAGCCGGUGAAGCAGCAGCAGACGCUGCAGGAGAGGCGGCUGGAGAGUCUGCCAUAGACGCUGCACUGGAAGCGGCAGUUGAUAAGAUCGUGGGAAAAGGUGGAAGUGUAGUCGUUAGGGAGGUUGUCAAGGGCAUCAUCAUUGUCAAACUAGUGCAAGAAAUGUUACAGAAGAUCCUCAGCUAUGUUUCCAGUAUUGAAAUCGGCAGCACUGUGACUGAUACACUGGAAGUAAUACAAACAGCACUGAGCGAGGCUAAAGAGAACGUCGACCAAUGGAACAGCCAACUCGUCAAGGCCAUCGAGGCUGGCAAGCUAAAGGAAACAGUGAAAUUGCCAGACGGCGAGGAGGUGUCCGUGGGUCGCAUAUUCAGUGCUGAGAUGAACAGCACGGUGUCUGAAUUUCUGGAGAAAGCUCGCCGAGCCACCCUCAAGAUGUCCACCACAACAAAGGACAAGAAGGACAAUAAAGACAAGAUUACUCAGUCCGUCAAGAGUGCCAAGGAAGAUUUCCUCACAGCAGCCGAGCCAUUCCUGGAAAUCAUCAAGGUUUGGGACAAGAAGGAUGAUGCAAUCAAGAAGGAGGCUGGCAUUGACUUCAAGGUGGCGCAGUUCGAGAAAAACCUCUCUGCCAUUCGCAAUUCGGGUCUUUGA